AUGUUAGUUAAUAUAACUGCAGCCAAGCUUUCACUUGUAAUUCUGGCUCUAGCAAUUCCCCUAGGACGUGAUGCAACUCUGCUUAGUGUGGGCAAAGAUGGUCAAAAGGCAAGCAGAGUGCUGGUGGCAUCCCGUAAUUUUGCAAAUGAUGCUACAUUUGAAAUUAAGAAAUGUGACCUUCACCGGCUGGAAGAGGGCCCUCCCGUCACGACAGUGCUCACGAGGGAGGACGGACUGAAAUACUACAGGAUGAUGCAGACUGUACGCCGAAUGGAGUUAAAGGCAGAUCAGCUGUAUAAACAGAAAAUUAUCCGUGGUUUCUGUCACUUGUGUGAUGGUCAGGAAGCUUGCUGUGUGGGCCUGGAGGCCGGCAUAAAUCCCACGGACCAUCUCAUCACAGCCUAUCGGGCUCACGGCUUUACCUUCACACGGGGCCUUUCUGUCCGAGAAAUUCUUGCAGAGCUUACAGGGCGAAGAGGCGGUUGUGCUAAAGGGAAAGGAGGAUCGAUGCAUAUGUAUGCCAAGAACUUCUACGGGGGCAAUGGCAUCGUCGGAGCUCAGGUGCCCCUGGGAGCUGGGAUUGCCCUGGCCUGUAAGUAUAAUGGAAAAGAUGAGGUCUGUCUGACUUUAUAUGGCGAUGGCGCUGCUAAUCAGGGUCAGAUAUUUGAAGCUUACAAUAUGGCAGCUUUGUGGAAAUUACCUUGCAUUUUCAUCUGUGAGAAUAACCGCUAUGGAAUGGGAACAUCUGUUGAGAGAGCGGCAGCCAGCACUGAUUACUACAAAAGAGGCGAUUUUAUUCCUGGGCUGAGGGUAGAUGGAAUGGAUAUCUUGUGUGUCCGAGAGGCGACAAGGUUUGCAGCUGCCUAUUGUAGAUCUGGGAAGGGACCCAUCCUGAUGGAGCUGCAGACCUACCGUUACCAUGGACACAGUAUGAGUGAUCCUGGGGUCAGUUACCGGACACGAGAAGAAAUUCAGGAAGUGAGAAGUAAGAGUGACCCUAUUAUGCUUCUCAAGGAUAGAAUGGUGAACAGCAACCUUGCCAGUGUUGAAGAGUUGAAGGAAAUUGAUGUUGAAGUGAGGAAAGAAAUUGAGGAUGCUGCCCAGUUUGCCACAGCUGAUCCAGAGCCGCCUCUGGAGGAACUAGGCUAUCACAUCUACUCCAGUGAUCCACCUUUUGAAGUUCGCGGUGCCAAUCAGUGGAUCAAGUUUAAGUCCGUCAGUUAACAGGAGGCCGCAUGCAGUGGGUGUUCGUCACAAGCAACUGUAAGGAACUCUUUGUGUUCCAUUCUCAACUUUAAGGAGGAAUAAACCCCAGAAAACAAGGCUUGUAAACUCAUUAAGAUGAAAUACUAUGUAGAUUAAAGGGAUAGUAAUUGCA
This is a messenger RNA of Galeopterus variegatus (Sunda flying lemur), 1378 nucleotides long. RefSeq names its product pyruvate dehydrogenase (lipoamide) alpha 1 (gene PDHA1). Lineage: Eukaryota; Metazoa; Chordata; Mammalia; Dermoptera; Cynocephalidae. Bases 1 to 1224 code for a protein of 407 amino acids. The transcript is spliced from 11 exons. Gene Ontology annotation, molecular function: pyruvate dehydrogenase (acetyl-transferring) activity. Gene Ontology annotation, biological process: pyruvate decarboxylation to acetyl-CoA. The record is from RefSeq and is a predicted model, not a curated record. Gene Ontology annotation, cellular component: intracellular membrane-bounded organelle.